Molecule: messenger RNA, 1690 nt
Organism: Vombatus ursinus (common wombat)
Lineage: Eukaryota; Metazoa; Chordata; Mammalia; Diprotodontia; Vombatidae
Gene: SNX32
Product: sorting nexin 32
Exons: 14
Coding region: 100-1464 (454 amino acids)
Cellular component (GO): endosome
Molecular function (GO): phosphatidylinositol binding
Source: RefSeq, a predicted model, not a curated record
CGGACUUGCGCUUGGACUCCAGCCCCGCCCUCUCCCUGCUAUCCGCACUCCCCUUUACGAGGCGGUACCUGCUGCUGGGAGGGACAGACGGAGGAGCCAAUGAAAGCACGGAGACAGGCCCCUCCAUCCAUUCAGAGAGCGCGGUGGGGGCGGAACCUGGCGGCCUCCCCCGCCCUCUCCAGAGGACUCCCUGGGGGGCGGGGGUGGAAGACUGGGUCGAAGCAGAAGAGAGGUGGCGCAAGAGGACCAGUGAUGGAGGAGAAUCCGGACCCAGGGGAGGAGCGCCAGCCCUGCUCCGUGUCCGUGGUUCUGCAGGGAGAUGGCGCCUUGCAGGUGGAGAUCUCUGAUGCGGUCAGCGAGAGGGACAAAGUGAAAUUCACAGUUCAUACCAAGAGCUGCCUGCCACACUUCAGCCAGACUGAGUUCUCUGUAGUUCGGCAACACGAGGAAUUCAUCUGGCUUCACGAUGCGUACACAGACAAUGAGGACUACGCGGGCAUCAUUAUACCCCCAGCGCCCCCCAAGCCAGACUUUGAAGCUUCCCGGGAAAAGCUGCAAAGGCUGGGGGAAGGUGACAGCUCCGUCACCAGGGAAGAGUUUGCCAAGAUGAAGCAAGAGCUUGAGGGGGAGUAUUUGGCCAUCUUUAAGAAGACAGUAGCCAUGCACGAAGUAUUCCUGCAGCGCCUGGCUACUCAUCCUACUCUCCGGCGGGACCACAACUUGUAUGUCUUCUUGGAAUACGGCCAAGAUCUGAGCGUUCGUGGGAAGAAUAAAAAGGAACUGUUUGGCGGCUUUAUCAGGAACAUCGUGAAGUCAGCAGAUGAGGCUCUCAUUACCGGUGUGUCAGGACUGAAGGAGGUGGACGAAUUCUUUGAGCACGAGAGGACGUUCUUAUUGGAGUACCACACUCGCAUCCGGGAUGCCUGCCUGCGUGCGGACCGGGUCAUGCGCUCCCACAAGUGCCUGGCUGAGGAUUACAUCCCCAUCUCUGCCGCGCUGAGCAGUCUGGGCACACAGGAAGUCCACCAGCUAAAGACGAGCUUUCUCAAAUUGGCUGAACUAUUUGAACGUCUGAGGAAGCUGGAGGGCCGAGUAGCCUCGGAUGAGGACCUCAAACUGUCGGACAUGCUGCACUACUACAUGAGGGAUGCACAGGCAGCCAAGGACCUGCUGUACCGGCGGCUGAGGGCACUGGUGGACUAUGAGAACGCCAACAAGGCCCUGGACAAAGCCCGAAUGAGAAACCGGGAGGUUCGGGCCGCGGAGACCCACCAGCAGCUCUGCUGCCGGCGCUUCGAGCACCUGUCCGACUCGGCCAAGCAUGAGCUCAUGGACUUUAAGGCUCGCCGGGGAUCUGCUUUCCGAAAGAACCUCAUCGAGUUGGCGGAACUGGAACUCAAACAUGCCAAGGCCAGCACGCUCCUUCUAAGAAACACCCUCAUUGCCCUCAAGGGAGAACCCUAGCAUCCUCUCCUCCCUCCCUGGCCCAGUCCUGAACCCCAGCCCCAGCCUUGCCCACCCCACCCCUGGGGAAGGAGCCACAACACUUGGCAGAGGGGGUGUCCAGGCCAAGCCCCGAGCUCCCGGCUUCCAGAGAAAGACUGCCUCAGACCUACGGAGGUCAGACGCGCCAACGCCAGCAGUGUCUGCCCUCCGCUAACGGAAAUAAAGGUGCCUGCUUUGGACCCUG